AGAAGGGUAACUUGGGGCGUCCAGAGUAAGGCGUUCGGCUAGCAGUUGUCACUUCAGCAGUUGGUGGAAGAGUGGCACAUGUGCUUCUCUGAGUGGGCCCCUCUUUCUUUUCAGGACUGUAUCCCUCUGCGAUCUUGGACUAUCUCGUUCUUGGAGCUCUUUUUUCAUAUUAACUGGCCUCAAUCCACAGUCCAGACGGGUUUUUUUAUUUGGGUUGUGUCACACACUGUCAAAACAGCUCGUGGCACCUUUGAUCUUUGACGGAGCUGCCCAGCUGAGGUGAAGGGGAGGGCAGAAGAUCCCAGUUCAGCCUGCGUGUGGAUGACCUGCCCGCAGAAACAGGACCAUGAUCUGAAGAGGGUGCUGCACACAGAACCCCAUUCUUCCUUUCCUCCUUCUCCCUCCUUUUUUUAUUUUUAUUUUUUUUAGUGGAUAGAGCAUCUCUGCCCAGGUGCUUCAAACAGGGUCAGUGUUCACAGUGAGGGUAAACUGAAAGUUUAAAGAGGAAGAAAUACACCAACAGUCAUCCGUGACCACACAACUUGCCUCUCUCCCCUGCUCCUCCCUUUGCAACACCACAACCAUGGGGAGGAAAAAGAUCCAGAUUCAGAGGAUCACUGAUGAACGCAACAGACAGGUGACGUUCACCAAGCGGAAGUUUGGCUUGAUGAAAAAGGCGUACGAGCUGAGCGUCCUCUGCGACUGCGAGAUCGCCCUCAUCAUCUUCAACCACUCCAACAAGCUGUUUCAGUACGCCAGCACUGACAUGGACAAGGUCCUGCUCAAGUACACCGAGUAUAACGAGCCCCACGAGAGCCGGACUAACGCCGACAUUAUCGAGGCUCUGAACAAGAAAGAGCACCGGGACUCUGAGAGCCCAGACCCCGAGGAGCCCUUCUCCCUCACCCCUCGCACUGAAGAGAAAUACAAAAAAAUUGACGAGGAGUUUGAUAAAAUGAUGCAGAACUAUAGGCUGUCAUCCGCAGUCCCACAGCCCACCUUCUCCAUGCCAGUCACCGUGCCAGUAUCCAAUCAGAACGCAGCAGCGGCCCUCCAGUUCACUAACAACCCUGCCGGUGCCCUGGUCACCACCACCUCCUUUGUCACCUCCACCCUCACAGAUCCCCGCCUCCUGUCGCCACAGCAACCCACUCUGCAGAGGAACACCGUGUCACCAGGGUUACCACAGCGACCAGCCAGCGCAGGUGCUCUGUUAGGAGGAGAUUUGGGGAACUCAAAUGGAGCAUGCCCGAGUCCAGUCCCUAAUGGCUACAUCAGUGCCAGGGCCUCCCCAGGCCUCCUCUCCGUAUCCAACGGCAACAGCCUGGGGAAAGUAGUCCUGGCUAAGUCUCCACCUCCGCCCAGCCCUCAGAUGGUCAACAGCCGCAAGCCGGACCUGAAGGUCAUCACCUCGCAGAGCGGCAAGAGCCUCAUGCAGCUGACAGAGGAAGAGCUGGAGUUGGUGAGUGAGAAUGCUCAGCGGCUAGGUGGCUCCCAGGUGGCACAGCCGCUCACCACACCAGUGGUCUCCGUGGCAACACCCAGUCUCCUAGCACCCUUCUCCGGCAUGCAGACGGCCUACAACACUGAGUACCAGCUGACGAGUGCAGAACUCACAGCGCUCCAGACGUUCACACCACCAGGGCUGGUGCCUGGCAACAUGGCUGCCUGGCAACAGCAACAGCAACCAGCAGUCUCCCAGCAACAACAACAACAGCAACAACAACAGCAACAGCAGCUGAGCUUGGCAUCACUCAGUAACUUGGUCAUGUGGGGUGCAGAGAAACAGAAUGCGGAGAUGGUUAACUGCAUCUCCAAUUUUGCUGCUAACCUGAGCUUGGCCUCUCAGUCCAACUUGCUCUUUGGCAGGGAGGAGGGCCUCUGCUGGCCUGUGAGCCACUUAACUCAGGGUGCCGCACUGACAGUCAACACAAACCCCAACGUCAACAUCAAGUCCGAACCUGUCUCUCCAAACCGUGACCGCAGCACUCCCAGCUCAAUCAGCGGUGCCGGCGGAGGUGGAGGGGGCCAGGGUCAAGUCCAGGGACAAGGUCUGGUGUCGGUCGCCUACUCUACCCGCUCGCCCAUUGACAGCCUCAGCAGCAACGGCAGCUCAUAUGAGGGCAGCGACCGGGACGAUGGCAACCAAGGUCGAGUCGGGGGUACGGACUUCCACCACCAGGCCGGCGCCGGAGCCCAGCAACCCGCCAUGGUCCUACUGCGGCCCUCUUCGGCUGAACCCCAAGAACAGGACGGGACCAACGUCAAGAGAAUGAGACUGGAUGCCUGGGUCACAUAAAGAGAUGGAAGAUGGGAAGGGAAGUAAGGACAGAUGGAGGAUGUGUACUUGUGGCUUGUGUACAUGCCCCUACCAGCCCCGACGCCCCAUGUCUCCCCCUUGCAUACACACAUGCCUAAUAUACUAUCGACCCAGUAACUACUGUCUGCAAAGGAAACGCAUACACACAACACAAGCAUGCUAACACACUCUCAUGUCGCACGCGUGGACACUGGUACUCACUUGUAUGGCAAUGUGCAUUCACAUCUGAACUUUAAUGUACUUUCACCAACACACACUGAAACCCACAGUGGGUGGAGCCACCAAAACAGGGAUUAUUCAUCCAAACAAUGACCACGUUGGAAUUCAUUCAGAUGUAUUUGAAUAGAAGUGUAUGAGUUUCUAAUCAGGCCACAGUGGCAAGUAAUCGUACUACUAUGUGACACUUCCUGGCAGAGAAGACAAACAAAUCAGUCUUGGUUUCCCAGCAUGCCCUGCUUUAACUAGAGGCAGGUGGCAAUAUCCCAUCCUCAUGUCCUUACUGUUUGUCCACAGUAGGUUUUGCUCUGACAUGACUGCUGUAUUAAAAUCAGCGCCACCAAAUGAGUCCACAUCGUAGUACACAUCCACACGUCCACUGUUGUAUUGCUAUCGCUCUAGAUUUUAGUCUAAGAGCCUGGGCGGCUGUGUUCUUUUUAAAGUGUGGAGUUUUGUCCUCCUGUCUUGACUCUUGACGUUUAGAGUUUGGAUUCCCCUCAGUUUUGAAUAUGAAGACACUAAAAUAAAAACUUCCCUCCCGUCCCAGCCAAGAAAAAGGCUCCGUCGAAAGGAGAGUCAGCACUUUGGCACCUCUGUACGAGAAUGACAAACCCUGGGUGUUUAUUUAAUCAGAACCAUGCAGACUAGCUGUAAAACGAGGAGCGCGAUUCGUUGCUGAGGUAAAAAGACUGCUUUUCUUUCAAUCAGGGAUGAGCUGCAACAGCUCAACUACACAUGACGCAGGUUCUCCUCGUUUCACCAACAUUGUGUCAACUGCAGAUGCUGAGAAAGGCGUGUGAGUGUGUGUGUACAGGUUUGUUACCUCAACUGCUCUCUUUUUAUUUCUUUUUUCUUUUGUGAUUUGGACAAAUGUUCAUUCUCAAUUUCAUCCUUGAACACACACCUGCAAUGCACACAGCUGAAAUUAUUUUUGUGAAGCAAUUAAUGUUUUUGAAUAGAUAGCUGACAGGGAGAGUCGUGAGGUACCAUGUAUAUAAGCAAUCUGUAACCUUUGUGGCUUCUGUGUGACAGGGAUAAGGUGUAUUGAAGGUUAAAAUAGAUUAUAUACAAGUAUAUAUUUAAACAGGAGGUCUCAAGGGCAGCUCUGCAUCUGGGACAUGAGACAGACGACAGGGAUUGUGUAUAUAUAUAAACUCUAUAUUCGGCAGGACAUCCCUGAACAAAAGAGAAAAAAAUCAAACAUUGAUUCUCAGUGAUCGGUCUCUCUUUUUUUUUUUUUAUCAUUAUUUAUGCGUGUAUAUAGAGUGUAAUAUGUGGACGAGCCAAGAGAGGGUGCUGCUGAGGCAGAAAGGGAAGAUGUAGCCAUGGUGAUUUGGUUUGUUUGGGGUGAGCAAUUAGGACUGUCACAGAUGGAGCGCACUUUACCUUAACUCCCACCUCAGACACCUGCACACACCUGACCUAUAGACACACACACACACACACACACACACAAGGGUUAGACUGAUAUAACUGACAAGUGAAAAAGCUUUAUAAUCCGAUAAUCAGCAGAAAAAAAGAAAAUAUUGCAUUUUGUUGUGGUUUGAUUUAAAUGUAUUUAUUACUCUGCAGAUGCUGGAUAAGACUCUAAACGGAAAAAUGAAUUGGAAGAUGGCGUUUGCAUACAAACCUCCAUCCAAUAAUUAAUCAUUUUAAGAUAUAAAAAAAGAAAUUCAGGAAUUUAAAUUGUUCAAGAUCAGCAUUUUAGUUUUUACUGAAUUUUGUAGAUCCAUCCCUCAAAGCCAACAGCAGCUGUUUACACUAAAAACUACUAAAGACCACUGAAGAGCUUCUGUCUUCAGCUUCAGUCACGUGAUCAAGAUUUUCUACCUUCAGGUUUUUUGCUGAUCAGAUGACUACUUUUGCAACUUUGGUACAAAAAACAAAUGUGUGUUACAGACAUAUCAGUCAAACUCCAGAACACACAAACACAGAUAGUAUAUGAUUAAGUGAGCCAAGGAUCCCCACCCCCACCCUCCUCUCUUUUUGUGUUUGUUUUAGAAGUUUACCCCUCCCUCUUAUUAAAAGCCAUGUAUCUAUAUUGAAAGGUUCUCUCCUUCACCUAUCACUGGUUGGCUGUUCUUUUCUAUUAUGGAGAGAUGAAAAGCCUAUGAAGGAAAUAGAAAUGUGAAGGAUGUCAUUUUCGUACUACUAUAAAUGUGGCAAGGGGUGAUUUAGGGUUUAGUGGGUAGAUUUAAAAAAGAAAUGUGGUGUUCAAAAGUGCAUAUUCGUGUUUAUUUUCCUAAAAGCACUCUCAGCCUCCAUCCGUUUGCUUGUUAAAAGCACUGGAGGCAGAGUUUGGGUAUCAUUUGUCAUUAAGCCGGAGGUUUCAGAACGAUUUCCUGAUCUUUUAAUGACUACCUCCCAAAUCCAACGCAGACUUGUCAACUUUGGGUUUUACCACCAUCCAGCCACUGCAUCCUUCUCAUGGGCAGGCCCUCAUCACCUCCCUCUCGCCCCUGUCACUCACUUAAUCUGAGACGGCCACAAAGUCGUGCAUUCACAUUUCAUUACAGGCAGCGGGUGUCAGCGCUGAAGUCAAAUUAUUUCGUGGUCAUUUCCACGGAUAAAUCAACACCCCACCCCACCCCCUCUCCAACAUGCAGCUUUACCACACACACACUACUCCCAUCAGCCUCUCCUCAGUCCAUCACUUAUUUCUCGUUUCCUUUUAUUCCAUCUGUCACUCACUCACACAUACUCUCAUCCUCUCCGUGACAAGUGUCAAUAUUGCUUUUCUGAGCAUGUGGCAGCGUGAGCAUAUAAAUCCCCCGAGUGUAAACACUUUGACUGUUAAGACUGUUGUGCCCUGAGCUUCGAACAAAAUAAAACAGGACCCCGCGUUUAAGUCGGGGGUCAUAGGUUUGUCCAAGGAAUAAACUAGAUGAGAUCCUUUGCGACAGGACUCACAGGGGAUUUGUUUGUCAGCAGGUGGGCCGAGAGCUCUUAUGAAGCCCUGACGUGUUCCUUAGAACUACACUAGAAGUCGUUGUAAUCACAAAACUGAAAGACAAUCGUGCUGAGAAACACUUCUAUGAACGUGCAUACCCCUCCUCCCCUUGAGAAAGCGAUACAUGCUCCUGUAUAAUGAUGUUUAGAAGUCUCACUCACUUUCCAGUGUUAAUUUGUGCUGGUGACAGUCUGUUUUUAAUUGUUCUCUGAGAAUUGAUAUUAAUAUUAUUCUUAUCAUCAUCAUUGCCGCUGAUGGUAGCUGUCAUGAUGAUAACCUUUUUUUUGUGUAGUUUUAGUCAUUUUGUUUUAUUUGGAUUUUGAUUUUAUUUUAUUAUAUAAAAAUAUUCUAUAAAUAUAUUUUUAGUUUUUUGGGAUUUGUUUUCUUUUUCUCUUCAAAAAGGGUGUUACUAAUGUUGCACGAUUUUUAUGAAUCAAACACCACAGGCGUAGUGAUGUUAGCACACGUGUGGCUGUGGAUGGAUGGAGGCGACUGCGAGGGAACGCUUCAGUGCUGCAACUUUGAGUCUAAUGUACAAACUUCUCAUGAAGGGAGGGAGGGAGAGAGGGAGGGAGGGAGGGGGGCAGGGGGGAGUGACACGUCUAACUUAUUUCUGACCAGACACAAUGAUGUCAAUGCAUGGACGUUUCAAAACAAGAGAAGAGUGAUAUCAUGUUAUAGGAAGUCAAAUGUAAUAUUGACGCAAAUACACAUCACACAGGAUUACAUUUAAGAAAAAAAAAAUUGAAAUUGAAGAAAAAAGUUUAAAAAUAAAUUAUAGCUAAUAUAUUGUGUUCGGCUAGUCUGCUUUUUGUUGUAAAGAUAAUUUUUUUUGUUGUUUUUGGAGAAUGAUAUACAAUUUGUGUAUAUUUUCAUAAAUAAAGUAUGCACUGAUAUGUUAUUACAAAUUCUAUACUGCUUUUACAAAAAAAGUGUUUGUUAUUGUACCAAAGUAUCCAUUGGUCCCCUCUUACCCUCCUCCUCUUUUUGCGUAUGUUUUACCGUAUUUUAUAUAUUAAAUAGACAAGUUGACCUACAGAAAAAUA
Molecule: messenger RNA, 6532 nt
Organism: Mugil cephalus (flathead mullet)
Lineage: Eukaryota; Metazoa; Chordata; Actinopteri; Mugiliformes; Mugilidae
Gene: mef2d
Product: myocyte enhancer factor 2d
Exons: 13
Coding region: 584-2299 (571 amino acids)
Biological process (GO): cell differentiation; positive regulation of transcription by RNA polymerase II
Molecular function (GO): RNA polymerase II cis-regulatory region sequence-specific DNA binding; protein dimerization activity; DNA-binding transcription factor activity, RNA polymerase II-specific
Source: RefSeq, a predicted model, not a curated record